GCGGACGUCAUUAGUAGCACGCACACACUCACUCACGCAUAAAGAGCGCCACAUCAUCAUCAUCAGUCUGAAACGUUUGAUCGACAGGGGUGUGGAGUUUUGUGUUCUAGCGUUUUUCUAUAAAGUUGAGAGAGGAAAGACGUCGGUGAUGUUCCGUCGCAGCCGGCUCGCUGCCGGGUAUCUGCCUCAAAUCAAACUGGGCUCCAACAAGACCGACUUCUUCACCUCGUUGUGGAACAAGCCGCAGACGCGGGAUGAGCGCGUGAAGGAGUACGUGCCAGAGGUUCUGGAGGAAAGCCUCGAGGAGCAGCGGGCGGUGCUGGAGGAGAGCACCUCCCGCGACGUUAUCGUUGAGCUGGGCAACAAGAUCCUGCAAGAGAUCGACAGCAAAAGUCCCACCCCAAGCAUCGCUCCACACUUAGCCAAGCUAUUAGCGGAGUACGGCGCCAAGGACGUGAUUGCGCAGCGGCCGCUGAGCUACUUGCUGUAUCCGAGCUCGUCUGCCAUGGCCGCCGGGGAGCAGGCGCAUGAGUUAGUCUCCGGAUUCCCCGACAACUUCCGCGCGAUGAUCGAGGAGGUGGAGCGUAGCGGGUGCUCGGUGAAGCAGCCGCUGCCGUCGGCAGCGCCUUCCGCAGCCGCGUCUUCUACGAAGGAGACGGAAUUGAGCGACGCCGCGGACGCCCACGAAAACGCAAAGGCGGAGGCAGCGACAUCAGCAGCGCCAUCCUCCGCGGAAACGCCUAGCACGGAGAAGGAAGACAACGUCAGCAGAAGCAACGCCGCCGCAAAGAAGGAAGGAGAUGUCAUCAUGGCGUCCAAGGAGGAAUAUGAGCCAAUGGACAUUACGAUGUUCGUGAAGGUGGCGGCGGGAAUGGCGAUGGCGAACCUGCACUGCAACGAUCUGCGCAACGCCGUCCGCUGCGUGGAUGCCGGCAUCGCACACGCGAAGGAAGCGUCGCGCCUGGGCGGCCUACACGCCCUGAAGGCGGGAUUGUUGGUUCACCAGAAGAAGUACGAUGAGGCGUUGGAGAGUGCGGUGCGGGCGGUGGAGGUGUCGGGGAACGUGCAGGGCUACCUCCAUGGUGCCUACGCCCUGCGCAAACUCAACCGUCCUGAGGAUGCGAUUCACUUGCUGGAGCAGGGACAGGAGGACCACCCAAUGAACACGCAGUUUGCGGCGCAGAUUGCGGCCCUCAAGAAGGAGGUGAAGCCCGCACUUCCCGCCUCCACUUUCUCCUCGGCAGCCAAGACCGCUAACAAAGACGCACUUACCGAGUGA
Messenger RNA from Leptomonas pyrrhocoris, 1279 nucleotides. RefSeq lists its product as hypothetical. The record is from RefSeq and is a predicted model, not a curated record. Gene Ontology annotation, molecular function: protein binding. The coding region runs from base 149 to 1279 and encodes 376 amino acids. NCBI's taxonomy places the organism in Eukaryota, Euglenozoa, Kinetoplastea, Trypanosomatida, Trypanosomatidae. The transcript has a single exon.